CACACCAGAUACCCACAAAGAAAAGAAAAAGGCCUGCGAGGCACAGGCAGGGGGCUCAGGGAGGCAGUGUCAGGUUUCAAACCCAGCUAGCCAUUCAGAGCGCUGCGAUGUUGGGGACCCGCCUUGGGCUCCUGGUGUCUGUCCUGUGCUGGGUAGUCAGAGCCUAUCCCAACACCUCCCCGCUGCUCGGCUCCAGCUGGGGUGGCCUGACCCACCUGUACACGGCCACCGGCAGGAACAGCUACCACCUGCAGAUCCACAAGGACGGCCAUGUGGAUGGCACACCCCAUCAGACCAUCUACAGUGCCCUGAUGAUCAGAUCAGAGGAUGCCGGCUUUGUGGUGAUAACAGGUGUGAUGAGCAGGAGGUACCUCUGUAUGGACUUCAGAGGCAACAUCUUUGGAUCCCACCUCUUCAGCCCGGAGAGCUGCAGGUUCCGACAGCGGACGCUGGAAAACGGCUACGACGUGUACCACUCCCCGCAGCACCGCUUCCUCGUCAGCCUGGGCCAGGCCAAGAGGGCCUUCCUGCCGGGCACCAACCCGCCGCCCUACUCCCAGUUCCUGUCCCGGAGGAACGAGAUCCCCCUCAUCCACUUCAACACCCCCAGGCCACGGCGGCACACGCGCAGCGCCGAGGACACGGAGCGUGACCCGCUGAACGUGCUGAAGCCCAGGCCCCGCAUGACCCCCGCCCCGGCCUCCUGCUCCCAGGAGCUCCCGAGCGCCGAGGACAACAGUGUGGUGGCCAGCGACCCGUUAGGGGUGCUCAGAGGCAGCCGGGUGAACGCGCACGCCGGGGGGAUGGGCGUGGACAGGUGCCGCCCCUUCCCCAAGUUCAUCUAGGGAAACCAGAAAAGAGUCCUUUCCCAGCAGUCUUUCCGAAAACGAAACUUUUCGGAGCUUUUCGGAGGGACGUGCGCCCUCCGCAGUCCAGGGAAAGGGAAGGUGGGGGGUGAAGUGCGCAGUUAGCGGCUUCUCCCCAUGCACCACGAGGUCCCCCGAGAAGGUACCUUUGAGGCCUGAGUCAUGGCGCUUUCACCGCCUUCCCCACCUCACCUAUACCACCUUUCCGAACUUUGAAGCCCAGAAAGAUAAACUAGAAGUUUCGCCUUCAUUAAGGAGAGAGGGAUUCCCACCACGACCACCACCCUUCCCCCAACCACCCGGGGCAGUUUCUCUUCCCGUGCCUCUCUUCUUCAUCAGUCUAGCAUUACCAACCAAGCAAUGGUUUAGCGAGUUCACCGCUUGGAAGGUGAAGGGAAGAGCCAAUACCAGUAGCCUCCGCGGCUCCUUACGUUUGUGUCACCUGCCC
Neomonachus schauinslandi (Hawaiian monk seal) is the source of this 1314-nucleotide messenger RNA. RefSeq names its product fibroblast growth factor 23 (gene FGF23). Bases 108 to 845 code for a protein of 245 amino acids. Gene Ontology annotation, cellular component: cytoplasm. Gene Ontology annotation, molecular function: growth factor activity; type 1 fibroblast growth factor receptor binding. Lineage: Eukaryota; Metazoa; Chordata; Mammalia; Carnivora; Phocidae. The record is from RefSeq and is a predicted model, not a curated record. Gene Ontology annotation, biological process: regulation of cell migration; positive regulation of protein phosphorylation; fibroblast growth factor receptor signaling pathway. The transcript is spliced from 3 exons.